Molecule: messenger RNA, 1780 nt
Organism: Acaromyces ingoldii
Lineage: Eukaryota; Fungi; Basidiomycota; Exobasidiomycetes; Exobasidiales; Cryptobasidiaceae
Product: putative cytochrome P450 monooxygenase/Phenylacetate hydroxylase
Exons: 2
Coding region: 70-1665 (531 amino acids)
Molecular function (GO): iron ion binding; monooxygenase activity; oxidoreductase activity, acting on paired donors, with incorporation or reduction of molecular oxygen
Source: RefSeq, a predicted model, not a curated record
UCGAGAUAUAAGGCCAGCUCGUCCUGUUUUCCCCCUCUUAGAAGGGUCAGACUCGACGACAAACAAGCCAUGACUGCCGACUCCUACAUUGCCUCCUUCAGCCCCAGCACGCUCACCGUGGCGCUGAGCGUGGGACUGGUGUGCCUGCUCCACUAUGUGCGCUAUGCUCGCGGCAAGAUCCACCUGCCGGGGCCUGUUCCCCUGCCCAUUGUGGGCAACCUGCUGAGUGUGGGCGAGGACGCCGCCCAGACAUACUACCACUGGUCCAAGACGUACGGACCCGUGUUCAGGGUCCUGCUGGGCGAGCGCGAGGUCGUCGUCGUCAACACGGCCGCCGCCGCCAAGGAGCUGUUCAACGACCAGGGCAGCGUCUACAUCUCCCGUCCCCGCUUCCACAACUUCCACAACGUCGUCUCGUCGACGGCCGGCUUCACCAUCGGCACGUCGCCGUGGGACGAGUCGUGCAAGCGCAAGCGCAAGGCCGCCGCCACGGCCCUCAACCGGCCUGCCGUGCAGUCGUAUGUGCCCAUCAUGGACCGCGAGACGCUGUCGCUCGUCGACGACAUCUACCACGACGGCGCAAAGGGCGACGGCGAGAUCAACCCGUACGGCUACCUGCAGCGCUUUGCCCUCAACACAUCCCUGGUCGUCAACUACGGCUCCCGGCUUGAAAAGGUCGGGGAUGCGCUGCUGCGCGAGAUCAUCGAGGUCGAGACCGAGGUCGCCAAUUUCCGCUCCGUCUCGGGCUCGGCGUCUGACUAUGUGCCCCUGCUCCGGCUGCUCCCUUCGUUCCUGGGCGGCAGCAGCAACAGCGGCAAGGCGGCUGAGACGCGCCGGCGCAGAGACCGGUACAUGAAUGCGCUCCUCGACGACCUCAAGGAGCGCGUGGCAAGGGGCACCGACAUUCCCUGCAUCACGGGCAACAUCAUCAAGGACCCCGAGGCCAAGCUGACCGACCUCGAACUGAGCUCCAUCUGCCUCUCGAUGGUGUCUGCAGGGCUCGACACGCUCGCCAACACGUUCAUCUGGAGCGUCGGCUACCUGGCCCAGCACCCCGAGUUCCAGGAGCGGGCGUAUGCGGCCAUCCGCGACGUCUACCACGGCGACAUCCCCGACUCGACGCGCGAAGAUGUCGAGUACAUCACGGCGCUCCACAAGGAGUGCUCGCGCUUCUUUAGUGUGCUCAAGCUCUCGCUGCCGCGUGCCACGCUGGGCGAGUCCGAGUACCGGGGCGUGCGCAUCCCCGACGGCACCACCGUCUUUCUCAAUGCGUGGGCGAUCCACCACGACGCAGAGCGGUACGGCGACUUUGACGUCUUCCGGCCCGAGCGCUUCCUCGAGGCGUCCGAGGCCAGCCAGCAGGCCCACUACUCGUUUGGCGCAGGCCGGCGCAUGUGCGCAGGCGUGCACCUGGCCAACCGGGAGCUGUACGUGGCCUUUUGCAAGCUCAUUCACUUUUUCAAGAUUGAGCCGGGCACCGAGGCCUACGACAUUGACCCGGCGACGGCGUGUGCCAACCCGCGCGGGCUGAGCUCGACGCCAAAGAGCUUCAAGGUCCGCUUCGUGCCCAGAAACAAGGCCACCAUCGAGCAGUGGAUCGACGAGGAAAAGAACCGGGCCGAGCUCAAGAUGGCCGCCAGCAUCUCGUCGAAGAAGACGUCCUGAUCUGCGCCAGACCAGAGCUGCUGACAGCGGCGAAUCCUCCAUCUCAUGCUUUCUUGUGGAUAUGUACAGUACAUUCAGUAGUACUACAGCUAGGCACAGGAAUCAAUAAUCUCUC